GUUUCAAUGGAUUUGACAAGCCCCCCACUACCUCUAAGAGACAAUGGUUUUGAGAUGGUAACCCCCGAUCCUUUUGGGACAGAGGAGGAGAACAUGCAAAAACUUAAGGAAGAACUGAAGGCAUGGAAGGAAAGAGUUGUGGAAGCUGAAAAUCUAAAAGCUGACCUUCUUUUCUCCAAUGCAUGUGCUGAGGAAGAGUGUGCUAAUGCCCAGGAGGAGCUGAUGAAGCUGAAAGGCUUGCAGGAGAAUGAUCAGGACAGUACUGUAUAUAGGGACACCCUUGAGGACCAAUUCCAUCAGCUGUACAGAGAAAACACUGAGCUGAAGAAAGACAUUGAAAAGCUCAACAAAGAACUUGAAGAACUAAUUUCAGUGCAGGCACGGAGCACUCAGCUUCAGAAAAAGGUGGCAGGAAUGAAACUGAAGUUCAGCCACAUGGAAGGCAUGAACAAUUGUUCAGAUAUGGACACUCACUGUGUUUUUAAUGCAAAUGUAAAGAUCCCCUUCAGGCUGAACCAGAACCAGGCACUGCUGACUUUUGAAGAUGAAGAAGUUGCCCAGAGACUGAUAAAAAGGGGGAAGCACACGGUGAACCUGGACAACAACAAAGUAGAUGUGAGAGUGUUGCCUGUUCCACUUGACAUGGGAGUCAAAUUUGAGCUCCACGUCACUGUUUCUGGAAGGAAGAUCAACGUUUCAAACAUACCUGAGCUGCCCAUUCCUGAGGAUUGGAUGAGAGACAAAUUAGAGCUGAAUUUCUACAAAACUCAAAAGGGAGGAGGAGGAGAAAUAGAAAAUGUGACCUAUGACAAUGAGUCUAGAAGAGCUGUGAUUACAUUCCUCAGACCUGGAGCCAGCAACAGCUUUUGGGGAUCUCCUAAAUACCCUUUCUCUGCAAAUGGAAAGUGCUACACGGUUUUUGUUUCCUCACAUGCCAACCUACGCUUGAAAAACUUUCAGACAUACUGUGGGGUUUCUAAGAAGACCAUCCUGCUGAAAGGAAUCCAAGAGGUGGAAGAGGAUGAGGAAAGUAUCCAGGACAUGAUCGAAAUCCACUUCCAAAAGCCGAGUAACGGCGGUGGGGAAAUAGAGAACAUCAAAUAUGUCUCAAAGGGAGCAGCAUAUGUUUGCUUUGAGGAGGAUACUGGGAAUGCCAGCUAGGAACUCAGAGUGAACUCCUCAAAUUCUGAGGUUUUGCUGCAUCAGAGGCAUGGGAACUGUGAUUUUAUGUUUGAAAUUUAUCCUUGUGAAAGAGGAAUUACUGCCUUUCUGAUUCGUGCAAUGGCACAGGCUCUGCAUGGAAAUGCAGCAAAACUCACUGCUUGGGCUUCCAGAUGAAAGACAUAGAGAAAGCCUUUAUCACAUUUGAAACAUCAUCUAAGAUUUAAUGCAAAGUUGCAAAUUUUGUAUCUUGUAAAUUUUAUAUAGUUCACAUACUCCAAAGUGGGAUAAAUAUAUAAUUUCCUACAUUUUGGAUCCAAAAGCCCUGUGUAAUCCCAAUCCAAAGCCUGGAACUGACCUGCUUUGUUGAAGUGCCAGAUCUUCAGAAGGUGGCUCUGACACAACUCCAGUCCUGCUGAGGUUGCUGAAGGCCACCAGAACUCAAAUACCUGAAAGAAAUCCUGUAAUUUCAUCAAAUCCAAUUUAUCCAAUUAGUAAUGGAAUUAAAAUAGAAAAAAAGGGAAAGGGGCAGUGCAGAAACAUCAGUUCCACUCAGGGAAUUGCACUUAAAAAGGAAUACCCUGGCAGGAAUGCUGCCUUUAGCUGCUGAGCUUCUACUAAUUCACAAGCUGCUUUAUUGUUUGGGUUAAAUAUUUGUUUCUACAAUUAAAUUUUUCCUCAUUUUUGUCCAUGUUUUUUAAACUAUUACAGCCCAGGAUCGAGCUGAUGCUUUAUCUAAACCAGGCUGGUUUUGUAACAACCCUGGGGAAACAGCCUGAGGGAUCUGGUGACUCCCAGGCUCUGGGAGGGUGUGUAGAGAGGGAACAGGGAAAUGCAGAGUCAG
Manacus vitellinus (golden-collared manakin) is the source of this 2005-nucleotide messenger RNA. RefSeq names its product N-myc and STAT interactor (gene NMI). The transcript has 9 exons. The record is from RefSeq and is a predicted model, not a curated record. Gene Ontology annotation, cellular component: cytoplasm. NCBI's taxonomy places the organism in Eukaryota, Metazoa, Chordata, Aves, Passeriformes, Pipridae. Bases 7 to 1161 code for a protein of 384 amino acids.